AUGUCGCAAUUCUACGCUCGCUAUAUACCAACAGCGUCAAAGCCGAUAACAUCUCGACAUGAUUCUCCCAAACUCGAGAAGCGGAAACGAACCCAGGACGAGCACUCUACCAAGAGCAAGAAACGGCUGAAGAACGACCGAGCAGAUGAAUCUCAAGCAGCAGGAGUGACGGCAGGAAGUGCCAAGUUGAAAAUUCCCAAGGAGGCGAACUUCAAAGCCGCCGAAAAUAAGGCAGCAUUGGUUGAAGACAGCUCAUUGGGCCUCAACACGAGUGAAGAUGAAUUAAAAGCUGCGAACGAGGAACUACACGAAGCUGUAGAGACGGAAGUCACAGGCUCGAGACCCAAGACCAAAGCUAAGAAGCGGAAGAACGAGCACCAGCACCCCGAUGAAGCAGACGAGGAAUACAACAAGAAGCAUGGUGGUGUGCUAUCUAAAUUCAACAGAGCGCUGGCGGAGAGACCUGCUGUCCCGGAUCCAGAAGAUGAAGAGACUGCGAAGCAAGCAAACGAGCUGCACGGACUAGAGCCCAUACCGCAACCAGAGGUGGUCGAUGUACCAGUACAAAAGCCAACAUAUUCGGUCUUACCAUCGUGGCAGUCGAACGCUGUCAGAGUCGUACACAGGCAGACGAAAAAGUUCUCAGACUUUACCAUUGCUGCCUCAACAGUCGAGAACUUGAGAAAGCACGGGCUUGAGAAAUCAUUCCCGAUACAGACUACGGUACUUCCGCUGCUGCUUGAAGGAUCCGAGAAGCAUGAGGGCGACGUAUGUGUUUCUGCAGCAACCGGGUCGGGUAAGACCUUGGCGUACGUGUUGCCGAUGAUCGAGGAUCUGAAAGAGUACUCCGACACAAAGUUACGCGGUGUGAUAGUCGUACCAACGAGAGAGUUGGUCCAACAAGUGCGAAAAACCUGCGAAAGUUGUGCAGCGGGGACAAAAUUGAAGAUUGCUACCGCAUCUGGGAACAAGACCUUGAAGGGCGAGCAAAACCUGGUAGUUGCGGAGGAAGAGGUCUACGACCCAGAAAGAUGGGAGAGAGAACAGAGAGCGCCUGUAGACUGGAGCAGCUUUUCAGUGGCUGACUUCAUUCAAGAAGCACGGGAGCGGCGACAGCCAAGCUCAAUCCACUUCGUCAAGCAACUCGGGUCCAAAGUUGAUAUACUAAUCACCACUCCCGGCAGACUCGUUGACCAUCUACGCUCAACACCCGGCUUCAAUCUGGACCAUGUCAAAUGGCUCGCCGUUGACGAGGCUGAUCGUCUACUGAACGAAAGCUACCAAGAAUGGAUUGACGUCGUGGUGCCAGCGCUACGCUCACAAGCGGCAACUGCUGAACGCGACCGACUGCUCCGGCACAUGCGAAUGCAGGCACCUCCCCGAGAUGUCAGGAAGGUACUGCUAUCGGCCACCAUGACAAGAGAUAUCUCUAAGCUCAACUCGAUGGGCCUAGUCAAUCCAAAGCUAGUGGUGCUUGGACAUCCUCCUUCGCAGCCCAAGGAAGUUGUGUGUUCAGACAACGACGCCAAUGGACCCCCUGUAGCUGCGGACGGUGCAUUCCACCUCCCAUCCUCACUUACAGAGUUCGUCAUACCAAUCAAGGAUGGGUAUGAAAAGCCUAUGUACCUGCUGGAGCUAUUGCAAAGCCGAAUAUUGCACAGUCUGCCGAAGACAGUCAAUGCGAGUGACUCCAAACCCGAGGAUGGGUCCGAGAGCUCGACUUCCGCCUCCGAGACCGACUCGUCCACGGACAGCGACACCGACACCGACACCGACAGUGAUUCCGAUUCUGAUGAUUCGGUGUCCUCCUCAAGCUCUGCAGAGCGUCGAGACAAAAAGUCCAGUCCGGCGAUUGAGGCCAGCUCCCGAACCUCUGCAACCCGCGUUCUAAUCUUCACACGCUCUACGGCCGCCACGCUCCGACUCUCACGCCUUCUGUCACUCUUAUACCCUGAGAUUGCGCCCCUCAUCAGCACCCUCACCAAAUCCACCGCUUCCUCCUCUUCCUCACGUCACGCCCUCUCCUCGUUUCGGUCCGGGCGGACCCCCGUCCUGAUCGCUACGGACCGAGCGUCUCGCGGCCUGGACAUCUCGGAAUUGUCCCAUGUCGUUAGCUACGAUGUACCUAGUAGUGCGUUGACGUACGUGCACCGCGUAGGCAGGACUGCGCGGGCGGGUAAGGAGGGCACUGCGUGGACGAUCGUGGAGCACCGGGAGGGGAGGUGGUUCUGGGGCGAGAUCGGAGGCAAGGGCAGCGAGAAUGCAAUAGAAAGGGAUGGGAAGGUGCAAAAGGUGCAGAUGGAGGUGGAUAUGGAGGCUUGGAAGGAGAUCUAUGAGGAUGCUUUGGCGAAGCUUGGUGAUGAGGUCAAGGGAACCUGA
Cyphellophora europaea CBS 101466 is the source of this 2379-nucleotide messenger RNA. RefSeq lists its product as uncharacterized. Gene Ontology annotation, molecular function: ATP binding; nucleic acid binding. Gene Ontology annotation, cellular component: nucleus. NCBI's taxonomy places the organism in Eukaryota, Fungi, Ascomycota, Eurotiomycetes, Chaetothyriales, Cyphellophoraceae. The transcript has a single exon. The record is from RefSeq and is a predicted model, not a curated record. Bases 1 to 2379 code for a protein of 792 amino acids.